AUUAUUAUGAUAUUCUGCAAAUAAAUUAUUAAUUUAGGAGUCGUUUUGAAAUAUGUUAUAUAACACGCAAACUAAAUUAGCGUGAUAUGAGGCUUGUAGCUUUUGUUAUUAAUAUUCUAACCUAAGAAGGAAGAAGGCGGUUAAACAUUUUGUUUAAUUUCCGAUAAAUAGAAGCAGCCGAAAAUGGAUGACCAAGCGUGCCCAAGGUGUAAAACUACCAAAUACCGGAACCCAUCUCUCAAAUUAAUGGUAAACGUCUGUGGCCAUGCCUUAUGCGAAAACUGUGUUGACUUACUGUUUCUGAAAGGUUCUGGCUCUUGUCCUGAAUGUAAUGUUCCCUUGCGCCGAAGUAACUUCCGAGUCCAGCUGUUCGAAGACUCUAUGGUCGAGAAGGAAAUGGAUAUAAGAAAGCGUGUAUUAAAAGAUUUUAAUAAGAAAGAAGAAGAUUUUCCCACAUUAAGAGCUUAUAAUGAUUAUUUAGAAGAAAUAGAAAAGAUAAUUUACAAUUUAGUGAACAAUAUAGAUGUAGUGGAAACCAAUAAACGCAUAGAACAGUAUAAAAAGGAUAAUAAAGAACUCAUCAUGAAAAAUAAAGCAAAAAUUGGACGAGAAGAGAUAGAAUUAGAAGAAAUACUCUUGAUAGAAAAGCAAAUGGAGGAUGUUCGGAGAGCAGAAAUAUUGCGUUUAGAAGAGGAAGCUAAAAAACAGAAAAUAAGAGAUAAGGAAGCUUUGAUUGAUGAAUUGAUGUUUGCUGAGGGGGAUGCUAAGGAUAUUCUCAACACAUUUGCACAGACUGUUCAGAGCAAACAGGAGGAAAUCGUGCCUGUGUUACCUAAGGUUACACAUUUCUCCACUGGUGUGAAGUUCACAAGAGGUGCCGGACAGCAACCGAUGCUGGUGAUUGAGGAGGGGCCUCUGUACAGAUAUGAAGCUCCGGAAGUGCCCGACAGAUGCGGCCCUGAUCCGCCCAGUGUACCUGAGAUUAUUAAAAAUGGGUAUCUGCAGCAUGUUAGGUCAGAGACAGAAACGGAAAAGGCCGGUGGGUACUCCUCCACCCUGCCGUGUCUCCGGGCGUUGCAGGACGCUCUGUCCGGCCUCUACCACGCCAGCUGACAGACCGACAACACCACUGUUGAGACUGUUAUUGUACUUGAUUAAAUGUUGUUUUCGUUGUAUAUAAUGCUACUUUAUUAUAAUGUCAAAUAUU
Molecule: messenger RNA, 1207 nt
Organism: Aricia agestis (brown argus)
Lineage: Eukaryota; Metazoa; Arthropoda; Insecta; Lepidoptera; Lycaenidae
Gene: Mat1
Product: CDK-activating kinase assembly factor MAT1
Exons: 5
Coding region: 184-1113 (309 amino acids)
Biological process (GO): nucleotide-excision repair; regulation of transcription by RNA polymerase II; positive regulation of cyclin-dependent protein serine/threonine kinase activity
Cellular component (GO): transcription factor TFIIH holo complex
Molecular function (GO): cyclin-dependent protein serine/threonine kinase activator activity
Source: RefSeq, a predicted model, not a curated record